UAUAUGAUAGAGAAUCCUCUUGAGAGCAAAAGGGGAAAAAAAGAAAAAAAAGAAAAAAGGAAAAACAGAGCAAAUUUCUCUGUUAAUUUUGAGGGAAGAAACAAAAAAUUAAUAAAAAGCUUUUGGCUAUGGAGGGUUUGCAGAGAUCUGCAGUUUCUUUCCGGCGGCAAGGCUCAUCGGGACUGGUCUGGGACGACCGGUUUUUGUCCGGCGAGUUGAAGCAAACGGCCGCCGCGUCGGAGAAAGAAUCGGAAGAGAAUCAAGAGGCGAAAUCAACGACGGCGGCGGUGGAGCCGAUCAGUAUUACGAUCGAGAGAAGCCGAUCCAACGGUGGCCGUGGGUACCGGACUGGGAAGGUGUCGCCGGCGAUUGAGCCACCGUCGCCGAAGGUCUCGGCCUGUGGAUUCUGCAGUGCGUUUGGGAAACCAACGAAGAAGAGUCGCCGGACGAAAACUGGUAAGCGUAGAUCGCGGUAAGGUACGGAAUUUUCUCCGGCGAUCGGCGGCGGCGGCGAUUUUGCCGGUGGUCUGUGAGAGAAGAGUGAGAGUUUUGAAAAUAGAAAAAUAUAGAUGGAAAAUUAGGUUUUGUGGGAAUUAUAUAUUUUUAAUUUUAAAAUCAUGUUCUUGUGGCUUUUGUUACUCUUUAUUAGAUCUUAGAAUUGUAAUUUGUGUAUAAAUUAUAUAUAAACUAUGUAUUUUGUGUUUGUUUAAAUCUUAUGUAUAAAUUAUUAAACUAAAAUUUUCCCCAA
Benincasa hispida (wax gourd) is the source of this 748-nucleotide messenger RNA. Its product is annotated as MAPK kinase substrate protein At1g80180-like. Lineage: Eukaryota; Viridiplantae; Streptophyta; Magnoliopsida; Cucurbitales; Cucurbitaceae. The record is from RefSeq and is a predicted model, not a curated record.